Messenger RNA from Eimeria acervulina, 1791 nucleotides. Its product is annotated as mannose-6-phosphate isomerase, putative. Gene Ontology annotation, biological process: GDP-mannose biosynthetic process. Gene Ontology annotation, cellular component: cytosol. The transcript has 6 exons. Lineage: Eukaryota; Apicomplexa; Conoidasida; Eucoccidiorida; Eimeriidae. The coding region runs from base 1 to 1791 and encodes 596 amino acids. The record is from RefSeq and is a predicted model, not a curated record. Gene Ontology annotation, molecular function: zinc ion binding; mannose-6-phosphate isomerase activity.
AUGUCAAACCAACAGCAGCAGCAACAGCAGCAGCAGCAGCAGCAGCAGCAGCAGUGUGUGCUGCGUCUUCAUCCUUACGUUCAGCAGUAUGCUUGGGGCUGUCCUUCACAUUCUUCUCUCGUUGCUGCUGUUGCUAAAACCACCGCUGCAUGUGUCAACUACAAACCCCAGCAGCAGCAGCAGCAGCAGCAGCAGCAGCAGCAGCAGCAGCAGCAAGGGAAUGAGGGUCCCUUUGCAGAGCUUUGGAUCGGGGCUCAUCCUAAUGGCUGCUCAGCUGUAGCGCCAGUUGAAGAGGAGGCCCUCUGCCCGCCUGCUGCUGCUGCUGCUGCUGCUGCUGCUGCUGUAACAGGAAAAGGAGCAGCAGCACCAGCAGCAGCAGCAGCAACAACAGCAAAACCCGAGGCAAGUCAUCCUGAUAAAGCUCUUGCUGCUGUGCUGCAGCAGCAGCAGCCUCAAGAAUUUAGAGAUGCAAAUCACAAGCCAGAGAUGAUUGUUGCUGUCGGCGACUUUGCUGCUUUGGCCGGCUUCCGUGCUGCAGCAAAUUUCGCGUUGCUGCUGCAGCAAACAAAAGAGCUGCAGCAAGCGCUUGGAGACAACUUCUUGCUGUCUCCUGAAGGUACAUAUCUAUUACAACUCAAGCAGCAGCAGCAGCAGCAGCAGCAGCAGCAAGAAGGAGUGGAGGAGGCCUCAGAGAAAGCAAUAAAAGCAGCAUUUGCUGCUCUCUUAAGAGCUGAUGCAUAUCACAAGCAGCUGCAGCAGCAGCAGCAGCAGCAACGACAAGAGCAGCAGAAGCAAGCUCUAAAAGACCUGCAUGCAAGGCUUAUCAAAAACCCUCCACCACAGCCCUCUCAACAGCAGCAGCAGCAGCAGCAGCAGCAACAGCAGCAGCAGCAGCAGCAGCAGGAAGCAGAGUGGGUUGCGCUGCAGCUUUUAUCUUGUUAUCCUGAUGAUGUUAGCUGUUUUGCUGCUUUCUUUCUCAACUUAGUUUUGCUGCGAGACGGAGAGGCUCUCUUCAUCCCUCCUAACUAUAUACACUGCUAUAUCAAAGGGCAUGGCAUAGAGUUAAUGUCUGCUUCAGAUAAUGUAAUUAGGGGCGGUCUAACAUCAAAGAAAAUUAUAAAAGAUUUGCUGCUGCAGUCGCUCUGCUUCAACCCGCGCAUGCAAAGCCCUAAGAAAAUUUCUACGAUUGCUCUCCCGCUGCAGCAGCAGCAGCAGCUGCACCUUCUGCAGCAACUCACAGUCAAGCAGCAGCACGAGCAGAUACUCCAAGACCUCCACCAGCAGCAGCAGCACCAGCAGCAGCAGCACCAGCAGCAGCAGCAGCAGCAGCAGCAGCAGCAGCAGCAGCAGGAAUGCGUUUUAUACGCUCCUCCUCUUUGGGAGUUUCCCGAAUUCUGUGCUGCGAGAAUUUGCCUCCAGCAAAACGUCAAACGUUCCUUCGCGCUGCUGCACCGAACGCACGGAGUGCUGAUGGUGUUGUCUGCUCCUUGGCCUACAACUAUGAGCGUCAGCAGCAGCAGCAGCAGCAGCAGCAGCAGCAGCAGCAGCAGUAUGUGUGUGCGUCUGCGUGCUGGCGAUAUUUUCUUCAUUGCUGCUGGGUCGACUGUCACUCUGGAAUCAUCAAAUAAGCAGCAACAAGAAGAGAGACAGAGCAAGCAAGGCAGCAGCAGCAGCAGCAGCAAGGACUUCAUAUCCGAUUUGCUGCUGCAGCUGCAGCAGCAGCAGCAAUACAACAACAGUUUCUUCGCCUUCCUUGUGACAGGUGGAUUGACGCAGCAAGUGCUGCAGUAG